AUGUCGAAAGUAAGGUCAGGAACAGAAAUCCAAAGAUUUUUCCAUCUCUUGGAGAGGAUUGAGGAUAGCAAGUGCAUUUACAGGAGCUGUGAAGAGAUUCUAGCUUCAAUGUCAGUUUUGCCUAGCAAUCAUGGCUACACAGAAGCAGAGCAACUCAAAAAAUCAGCAUCGACUGGAAGUGCUCAGAUAAAGAAUCAGUUAAAAGUAGAGAGUAUUAGAGUCGAGGAAAUCGGGAUGUUACCCCAUUCAAUUCGAACAUGA
Messenger RNA from Dovyalis caffra, 261 nucleotides. NCBI's taxonomy places the organism in Eukaryota, Viridiplantae, Streptophyta, Magnoliopsida, Malpighiales, Salicaceae. The record is from the annotation of a GenBank genome assembly.